CAGCUGUUCACCAUAAACUCAACAUAAACAAAACGCCGACCAUCCUCUGCUUACACCUGCCCCUGUGCCACAAAUCUGUAUCAAUAAAAGCUCAAUAUACCACAGAAUACAAGUAGCCAAACAUGUCAAAUGAAACAGCCCCUGAGACCCUCCGCCUACCAACCGUCCCCGAAAUCGAGGCUGCAACAGAGCGCCUAAGCAUAUCCGAUGCAUACGACCAAGUCUUCCGCGUGGGGGAGCGCUUCGCAGUAAAAUCAGGCUAUGGGGUACCCCUCAUCGAGGCUGAAACGAUGAAAUUUCUUGAAGACAACCAAGUCCCAGUUCCCAAAGUCCAUGCAGCCUUUAACGACCCAGACACUAAGAAAACUUAUAUCAUAAUGGACCAUGUCCCUGGCGACACUCUUGAAAAUCUACUGCCAUCGCUUGAUUCGAGCGAAAAGGCGACGAUAUGCAAAUUGAUCAAGGACGCAAUCACAAAGCUACGGAGUAUACCGUCGCCAGAUUACUUCGGUAUGGUGAACCGCCAACCCUACCUUGAUGGAGUAUUCUGGACUGUCAAUGACGAUCCAAAGAUCUCUGGGCCCUUCACAAGCCAGGACGAAUUUAAUCAUGCCAUCAUCGAGAGACUCCGCCAGAUAGAAUCAGAACAGUACAUUCGAUUAUUGCGACCCAUGAUUGAACGGACUCUGACCGGUCACCGUCCUGUUUUCACUCACGGUGACCUUCAGCCGAAGAAUAUUAUGGUCGAGAGGCUCGGAGUUCGCGAUGGAUGUCCGGAGUUCAAUAUUACUUUACUGGAUUGGGAGGGUGCUGGGUGGUUCCCGGAGUACUGGGAGUUUUGCAAUGCGACGAUCGCCUGCAGGUUUAAACCAGCUUGGCUUGACCUUGUGCCUGAUAUAUUGGAGCAGUAUUCGUUGGAAUUUCUUAUGAUGCAGGUGGUGUAUGCUGCGGUGUUUUACUAGGUUGGGAAGGGUUGGGGUAGUUAGGCUUGUGGGUUUUACGAUAUGAUGACACUAAUGGUGUGUAGGGAUAUGUCUAAAUGUUCGAGCCACCGUGCUCA
Molecule: messenger RNA, 1060 nt
Organism: Aspergillus piperis CBS 112811
Lineage: Eukaryota; Fungi; Ascomycota; Eurotiomycetes; Eurotiales; Aspergillaceae
Product: phosphotransferase enzyme family protein
Exons: 1
Coding region: 123-962 (279 amino acids)
Source: RefSeq, a predicted model, not a curated record